UGGGCGAGAAAACUUCGCCGCUUCGAGGCAGUUUCCCGAGUUCAUUGUCAGUAGUGCGAAUCUCACUCAGUGAUGCAUUUGAAGGUCCUUUUCGCGUUGGUGAUUUUGUUUGCCAUUAGGUUCCGGGCGGCGGCGACCUCUUCAAGCGACGAGCGGACAAGAGAGCGGCAGAACGGAUUCAAAGGGAAGAACUACCCUCUGGGGGCGCCCAAUUCCAACUCGCGGAAACUCCAACGCGAAGAAUCGACCAGCGGAGAGAGCGAGGAGAACGAGAAAGACACCCGUGACCGGGCCCAACUCCCGGCCCCUGCUCACUCUCACAGAGGUCAUAGACAUCCCCUUGGGGCCGCCGGCGCCGGGGGUGGUGUAGGAGGAGGCGGAGGGGGUGGCGCCCCUUUCUCCCAGUAUAGCUACGGAUACUCGAUCCCCGACCAUGAGUUCGACCACAACCAGAAUCAAGGCCGGUACCACAACGAGGGUGGGCAGAACUACCAGCGGCCGACCCCGCCUCAGCAUUUCUUCCACCACAGCCCCUACGACCGGUUCCAGCAGUACGACUACGACGCGGAGCGAGAGCGGGCAGCCAAGUCGGGACCGGGACCCGGACAUGAAGGACCGCCACCCCCGCGGGCCCACCACCCCCAUCCGGGGCACCAGGGACACCAGGGCGUCCCUGCCUUGCGGCACGUGAUCCCGGUGGCGCGGCUGGCGUCGCCGUUCCCGUACCCGCUGGGCUACUCGCCGCCGGUGACGCCCUUCGGGUUCCUCCCGCACUUGGCGCCCCCCAUCACCUACCUGGCCCAGCCGACGCCCGUCAUCUCCCAGUCCGUCCCGGCCGUCGUCGCCUCCGCCACGCACGGCGCCCAGAUCGCCCUCCCUGUCGCCCACGCCGGCGUCGCUGACGUCCCCUACCACGUCACCACCGCCGGGGACGAGACCCAGCUACAAGCCCACCAACAAUGAGCUCCGUACGAGGAUGCAACUUCUGGUACACAAUGAGAAAAAUUAAGGGGUUUGGAAGACAAAGCGCAUAAGUGCAGUUUGUGCUGUUCCAAGAAAUACGUGGUUGAAGUUUCAAAUUUACAUGGAAUCUUAUGGCAGAAAGGAGGUUAAAACUCACUUUUUGAUGCUUGAAAGCUGGAAAUGAUUUUGAAUUUUUCACAGAACAGACUUUCAAAGUGGAUUUAGUAGAGUUCAUGAACGGCCUGAACCCUAUAGAAAAAUAUAUUGUGUUACUUGUAACAUGUGUUAUUGCUCCAGUGUGUACACAGUAAACCUCUCCAUGAGACACCA
Bemisia tabaci is the source of this 1293-nucleotide messenger RNA. RefSeq lists its product as uncharacterized. The record is from RefSeq and is a predicted model, not a curated record. Lineage: Eukaryota; Metazoa; Arthropoda; Insecta; Hemiptera; Aleyrodidae.